This is a messenger RNA of Rhizophagus irregularis DAOM 181602=DAOM 197198, 1013 nucleotides long. RefSeq lists its product as uncharacterized. The record is from RefSeq and is a predicted model, not a curated record. Lineage: Eukaryota; Fungi; Glomeromycota; Glomeromycetes; Glomerales; Glomeraceae.
UUAUUUAUUAUUAGAAUAUGAAAAUGAAAAUUUUGAUAUAAAAGUUGAUAAUAAUUAUGAUUUAAAUAUAAAAAAAAUUCGAUUAAUAUUUCAACAAUUAUUAUUAAAUAUAAUAAAUAAAAGCGAAUCAAUUAAAACUAUAAGAAGAUUUCAUUAUGGAAUUCAAACGAAAGAACUUGAUAUUAUAGAAGAAGAGAUUAAUAAUAUUCCCUAUUUACCUGGAGCAAAUAAAAAUUUAAAAGAAUUAUAUGGUAUUCAUAUUACCAGUAAAUUAAAUUUUACAAAAUUUCAAAUCGGUUUAUUAAAAAUUUGUAAAAAUAUCACAUUAAUUAAAAUUAAUUGUGAAAACAUGGAAUCAUCUCGUUCAUUGGCUUCUUUAAUUAGAGAACAAAAGAAGUUGAUCGUUUUAAUUAUCGAAUUUUCUGAGGAUGAUAUAUUCGUACCUAUAUUAGAAGCACUUGAAAAUCAUAAAGAAUCACUCGAAUAUCUUUCAAUUAAAAAUUGUAAUUUUAAUAUUAUAAGUAAUAAGGCAUUAAAAAUAUUAAAAUCAUGUAGUAAAUUAGAAAUUCUAGGAUUAAAUCAUUGUACUGGAUUAGAUAAUAAGGGAUUAUUAUCAUUAUCAACAUCAUUCCCUUUAUUAAGAAGAUUUACGUUUAAUUUUAAAAAAUAUUAUUUAUUAGAUAAAUUUUUAGUCGGAAUUAUUAAAACAGCCAAUAGAAAUUUACGUAAGAUAACUUUGGAUUAUUUUACAUCGAAAAUUAUUGAAGCAAUAUUAAAAUAUGCGACAGAUUUUAAUUCUUGUGAACUUGGUCCAAGUGAAUUUUCAUCUAUUGAAAUAUUAAACAAACGAUAUAUAGAUUUUACAUCAAAAUUACGAAAUCGAAAUUACAAUAACGAUAAUAAUAAUGAGGUUCAUGUUUAUCAUAAAAAUUUGAACUUUUUGGAAUCUAUGUAAUUAAAGUAUUUAAAAAUAUACAUAAUAUAAAUUAAGAUAAUAUAUAUAGACAAUAACG